This is a messenger RNA of Cryptosporidium ubiquitum, 1557 nucleotides long. RefSeq names its product thioredoxin protein disulfide isomerase. Gene Ontology annotation, molecular function: protein disulfide isomerase activity. Bases 1 to 1557 code for a protein of 518 amino acids. The transcript has a single exon. Lineage: Eukaryota; Apicomplexa; Conoidasida; Eucoccidiorida; Cryptosporidiidae. The record is from RefSeq and is a predicted model, not a curated record. Gene Ontology annotation, cellular component: endoplasmic reticulum.
AUGGAGCUUUACUCAAUCUUUUUAUUAUUUUUAUUCUCGUUAAUUCUUAAAGUUUAUGCUGAAAACCAGGACUAUCCAAAAAGUGAAAAUCUCAUCAAUUUGAAGGACCAUGAAUUCAAAGAAAAAGUGCUGGACAAUUUGACAGAUCAAAUAUGGUUUGUGAAGUUUUAUGCCCCUUGGUGUGGACAUUGCAGACAUUUGUAUCCGGAAAUAUUGAAAGUUUCUGAACACUAUAAAGAUAAUGAUAAGAUAAAAAUAGCUAAAGUUGAUUGUAGUGUUGAGAAAAAAAUUUGCAAAGAACAAAAUGUGAAUGGUUACCCAACAAUGAGAAUUUUUUCAAGAGGAAAAUUCAUAAAGCAAUAUAAACGUGCAAGAAGAACCCAUAUGGAUAUUAUUCAAUUCAUUGAAAGAGGAAUUCAGCCUGAUAUAGUCAAAAUUAAUUCACCUGACCAAAUUAAUCAAAUUAGUCACGACUUAUCAGAAUACCCAAUUCUAUUGAUGAUGUUCAAUUCGGAAAUCGAAAUUGAGCAAAAUUUGGAAUUUUUUGAAGAAAUUAUCAAGAGAAAUGAUUUCGAAUUAACUAUUGCAGUAACAUAUAAUCAAAGUGUUAAAAGCAAUGUUUUAGAAAGUACUAAAGAUCAUAAAUUUAGUACCACUGACUUAUGUUCAACAUCUCCGUGUAUUACUAUAAUUGGAAAAGAUAACUUUUCGCCUACUAUAUUAUUAGUUAAAGAAGCUGAAUUUGUUUUCCGCUUUAUGCAACAAUACAGGUUCCCAUUCUUAAGUGCUCCAUCUAGAAUGGAAUUUAUUGAGUAUCUUAAUAGCGGGAAUCUGGUAGUUAUUAUGGGAAUUCAGAAAAAUGUUGAGGUAAAUAACGAAAUUAGUGGUGAUUUUAUUACUGAUUUUGGUCUAAUUGCAGAGAAAGUUAGAAGAGAGCUUUUUUUGCCUAUAAAAUUUUCAACAUCUGAAAUUCCAAGAGGAAUUCUUUUUGCUAUUGUUGAUUUUGUAUCUUAUUCAUCACUUUUUAGAGAAUUUGGUAUUACUGAAUUUAACUUUAUACAAGGAUACGAAAUUGUGGUUGCUGACGGUCUUAAAUACUAUUAUAACCGUCAAGAUAUGAUGAAAAUUCCUGUUUUAUUUGAAACCAUUGAACUAAUCUCUAAUCAAAAUCCAAAAGUCCCCAGGCUUAAAGCAUACUCUUUUUUUAACCCAAAUACAAUCAGGAGGUUUUUUUAUGAUCUUAAUGUAAUCAUCAGUGAUAUCUUCUAUAAAUCAUGGGUUCAUGCAGUUCUUGUCACUAUUACUGCAUUCCUUAUAGUUGCUGGGCUUACAGUAUUCUGUUGUCUUAUUUUCUUCGGAGACCUCGCAGAUUCUUAUUUAUUGCAUGAUGACAUGGUUGUAACUGAAAUGCAAAAAAUGGCGCCAAAGGCGGAAAACAAAAUUCAUAAAAACAAAGACGAAAAAUCAGAGAAUGAACUGGACAACAGCUCUUUGAGUGAUACAGUUCGUUUUUCUGACGAAGAACCUGAAUUGGUGGAAUCCAAAAAGGAAAGGUAA